CAGGUGGGAUGACCAGGGUGCAGCUGCCCCUUCGAAGGGGGUGUAUGUGGAAGAUCAAAACCUCUAUUUCUUAAGUACUCUGGUCCCUCUAUCCCACAGUGACCUAUGGUGCCCGCAGAUAACGGGCUGUCAGGUCUUUGCUCACUCUGUUCGCCCCUGCUUCUUGGCGCAGGGAGUCCAUGUCCUCUCUGGUUCCUCAGGUUUGCGUGAGUGGAGAGGAGCACGAACUCCCAAUGACUCUUCUGCUCUACAGGGGAACUUGCAGAUGGCCCAUGGCGCAGGGUCCAGGCUCAAGCCCACUCCCACCCCCGUGCCGUCCCCGACUGGCGGGGUGAUGCUGCACUCUGCGCCCUUAAAACGAACAGUUUAACCCCCUUCUUGGGAACUGAACAUGCUGACCUGGUCUCUCCUGGUUCUCCCACAUCUGUACCCCGGGAAGACAGUUACAAGGACUGGCUGGCCGAACCCAGGUGCCCUCGGGGCAGGGUGUGCUAAGAAUUGGUGUAGGGGUUGCACAAAGGUCCCGGUCAGCUCCUGGUCACAUGAGGCCCAAGAACUGUCCGGGUCCCACUUCCCCUCUUCUUGCUUUGACCCAAGUCGCUCAGCAGCGGUGAGCGCUGCACCCUUUAUCCUCUGUCGGUCUUGUCCGGUUCAGAUCCUCCAGGUCGGGGAAGCGCCAGGUGAGGGCUGCGCAGCGUGGGUUUCGGGUACCCAGGGCUGGGUGGGGUACACAGCAGCGGCGACCUGGGUGCCCAGGUGGGCGGCUGAGAGCCCGGAGCCUGACAGUACCUCGAUCCAUCGAUGCGCUCGGCGCGCAGCAUGGUCCAGGGAGUAGGGGGUUGAGCAAGGGCGGGGCGGCGAGCUCCGACUGGGAGGGACGAAUAUGCCGGCGAGUCCCUAUUGGCCGGCCGUUUGCGGGAGGCGGGCCCUGAUUGGCCCGGGGGAUGAGGGAGCUGAGGGCGGUGGGGUUAAGCGCGUCGCCGCCGCCCCCGCCCUAGCGAAAGCCCAGAGCGCUGAACCUGCACCCUGGACCUGCGGCGACCGUCGCACACCAUGGGCCCCCACCUGGGCCCCCACUUACGCCCCUACCGUGUGGGGCUGCUCCCGGAUGGCCUCCUGUUCCUCUUGCUGCUGCUAAUGCUGCUCGCAGACCCCACGCUCCCGGCCGGACGUCACCCCUCGGUGGUGCUGGUCCCUGGUGAUUUGGGCAACCAACUGGAAGCCAAGUUGGACAAGCCAACAGUGGUGCACUACCUCUGUUCCAAGAAGACCGAAAGCUACUUCACAAUCUGGUUGAACCUGGAACUGCUGCUGCCUGUCAUCAUUGACUGCUGGAUUGACAAUAUCAGGCUGGUUUACAACAAAACAUCCAGGGCCACCCAGUUUCCUGAUGGUGUGGAUGUACGUGUCCCUGGCUUUGGGAAGACCUUCUCACUGGAGUUCCUGGACCCCAGCAAAAGCAGUGUGGGUUCCUAUUUCCACACCAUGGUGGAGAGCCUUGUGGGCUGGGGCUACACACGGGGUGAGGAUGUCCGAGGAGCCCCCUAUGACUGGCGCCGAGCCCCAAAUGAAAACGGGCCCUACUUCCUGGCCCUCCGCGAGAUGAUCGAGGAGAUGUACCAGCUGUAUGGGGGCCCCGUGGUGCUGGUUGCCCACAGUAUGGGCAACAUGUACACGCUCUACUUUCUGCAGCGGCAGCCGCAGGCCUGGAAGGACAAGUAUAUCCGGGCCUUCGUGGCACUGGGUGCACCCUGGGGGGGUGUGGCCAAGACCCUGCGCGUCCUAGCUUCAGGAGACAACAACCGGAUCCCAGUCAUCGGGCCCCUGAAGAUCCGGGAGCAGCAGCGGUCCGCUGUCUCCACCAGCUGGUUACUGCCCUACAACUACACCUGGUCACCUGAAAAGGUGUUUGUGCAGACACCCACCAUCAACUACACACUGCGGGACUACCGCAAGUUCUUCCAGGACAUCGGCUUUGAAGAUGGCUGGUUCAUGCGGCAGGACACGGAGGGGCUGGUGGAAGCCUCAAUGCCACCUGGUGUGCAGUUGCACUGCCUCUAUGGCACUGGUGUCCCCACACCAGACUCCUUCUACUAUGAGAGCUUCCCUGAUCGUGACCCUAAAAUCUGCUUUGGUGACGGCGAUGGUACUGUGAACUUGCAGAGUGCCCUGCAGUGCCAGGCCUGGCAGAGCCAUCAGGAGCACCAGGUGUUGCUGCAGGAGCUGCCAGGCAGCGAGCACAUCGAGAUGCUGGCCAACGCCACCACUCUGGCCUAUCUGAAACGUGUGCUCCUUGGGCCCUGACUCCUGUGCCAGGCAGGGCUGGAUGGCUCGGCCAUGGACCUACCCUUGGCCUCUGGGGCUGUCAUGGCCCAUGAGUUUCGCAAAGUUUGUGACUGACCAUUCAAGGCCCCGAGUCUUGAGCUGUGAAGCGUCUGCUGUGGGGACGUGCCAUUUGUUAUCCUUUGUCUGUGGCAGUGAAGAAGGAAGAAAUAAGAGUCUGGACUCAAGGGACACUGGAUGGAAAGAAUGCUGCUGAUGGUAGAAUUGCUGUGACCUCAGGACUGGCUCCGCAGGGUGGACUGGCUGGGCCCUGGUCCCAAUCCCUAACUGGGGCCAUGUGUUCCCCCUACCCCAUGGGCUUUUCAUACUUGCCCACUGGGCCCUGGCCCCACAGCCUUCCUAUGAGGGAUGUUACUGUGCUGUGGUCCUGUACCCAAAGGUCCCAGGGAUGGGCUCUUGGCCCAUUGGGUGACCCUUUCCACACACUGGCCACAGGUAGGCCUGCCAUUGGCCAUGGAUAGUAGAGCUGCUGGCUUCCCUGUGGCUUAGCUGGUAGCCAGCCUGACUGUGGCUUCCUGGGGCGAGCCCAGUAGCCCCUGCAGGCAGGGGCAGUUUGUUGUGUUCUUCAUGGUUCCCAGACCCUGGGACAUUUUACUUCACUCCUACCUCCCUUACCGCCAGGAGCAGUCAAGCUCUGGAUUGGGCAGCAGAUGUGCCCCCAGUCCUGCAGGCUGUGUCCCAGGACCCCUGAUUCCCUCAGAUGUGCUGUUGGCCCUAGGACUAAAGCUACCCCCCUUCAUCCUGGGACUGUUGUUCCAAGGAUGACAGCAGGGGUGGGAGCCAUGGCCUUCGAGGCACCUGUGGAGAAAGGGAAUCCAAGGAAGCAGUCAAGGCUGCCUGCAGCUUCCCUGAGCUGCACCUCUUGCUAACCCCGCCACCACACUGCCACCCUGCCCUAGAGACUCACUAGUACCCAAGCGGGUUGGCACAGGGCUGAGAAGUGGUGGGACUCCUGUCACCCUGUCCAGCACCUACUCCCACCAGGCAGCUGACUGGUAUUUAGUCUGCCAGGACUAGCCUAGAAACUUGAAUGGGACUCUGAGAGAGCCAGGUGUCCCCUGAGGCCCCCCGAGGAGCUUUCUGUCUGCCCCAGGGUGCUGCAUGGGUUUCCCUGUGGCAGUAGCCAUGGAGAGUCAGGGACUGUCUUCAUGGCAGUAGGCUCUAAGUGGGUGACUGUCUACAGGCCAAGAGAAGGGUCCAACCUCUAGGUCGGGUUCGCAAAGCCACCUUCAGGCUGGUCUGAGCUGCUCUCCCACAAGGUUUCUGUGGAGCUGGAUUUUCUCUGUUGCAUACAUGCCUGGCAUCUGUCUCUCCCUUUGUUUCUGAGUGGUGGGCCCCACAUGGGGCUCUGAACAGGCUGUAUCUGGAUUCCGGCAAUAAAACUACUCUGGAUGCUGUAA
Molecule: messenger RNA, 3743 nt
Organism: Cebus imitator (Panamanian white-faced capuchin)
Lineage: Eukaryota; Metazoa; Chordata; Mammalia; Primates; Cebidae
Gene: PLA2G15
Product: phospholipase A2 group XV
Exons: 6
Coding region: 1054-2304 (416 amino acids)
Biological process (GO): phosphatidylcholine metabolic process; ceramide metabolic process
Cellular component (GO): lysosome
Source: RefSeq, a predicted model, not a curated record